ACAACUAGUGCGAUGCCAAUGUCCCGCACAGGGACAGUUACCUGUCAAGCUUAGCGGAAUGCCGAUGUAUGGAUAAUAAUGCGAGCCGUGGAGGACUAAUAGAAUAACGCUGGAUGUUAAGCCUAUGAAGUGAUCGAGUCGGUGCUUCCAGCUAACCGUUGACGUUUACUUGAGGACUUGAGAGUUUCUGGGCCAUCUGGUGUUUCCACAUGCUAAAACGAAAUGGCUUUCAUUCAUAACGGAAAGUCGGACUGGUGGUACCAGAGAUAUGCAAAGGAUUCAACGGCUCAGGGUUCUCGCCCGGGUUUCAUGUUUGUUCUUGGGGGGCUGCUUCUUCUGCUUGCACUGGUCCCGGUGUUGAAAACCUUGAGCACCCAGCUGCAUUCUGCCCUGACUGGAAGUUACGUGCCCGGUCACCACUCUGUCAUCCUCAUCAACUGCCCCAAUGAACAGGUGGCCAGAGAUAUCGGCAGGUUGCUAAUGGAAAGGCGCAUGGCUGCCUGUGUCAACAUUCUUCCUCGUACUUCCACCAUGUACUACUGGAAAGGGGAGAUUCAGGAUGCCACUGAGAUCCUAUUGCUUGUGAGGACUCGUACAUCCAAGAUCCAGCCCCUCCACGAGUACGUCAGAUCUAUCCACCCAUAUGAGAAUCCUGAGCUGCUGAGUUUCCCUGUGGAGGAUGGCAGCCUGGACUACAUGAAGUGGAUCGAUGAAGCUGUUCCCGAGUCUCCCUACAUGCCCUCCUGAUCUACAAGAGACUGGUACAGGACAGGACAGGGCACUGCUGCUGCCUGCUCUGCUCUCUGCCACGGAAAAUAAACACUUCAGCAACGCUUCUGAGCAGCCCUCUUCCGGAAUGCUUCCUCUGGGGACCCACAGACUGUCAUGGAAGAUUCCGGAACUUGCUGCCCUGCUCUGCCAGCCAUGGGGAGCUUACAGCUGUGAGGGUCGAAAAAGUAUUCUAGAAGUCAAGACCUACGUAUUCUAGAAGCUUUGUGCCCUGCUCCAUCACGGUUGUCAUGGUGAUCUCUGUGGCACAGUAGGAGCCAGACUACCAGAGACUGGUGUGAAAUGGAUGCAGCAGGACAUUUGAGGGCUAAUCUGAUAAUCUGGUGCUAUGAGUAAUUCCAAACCAGGUCACUCGACUUUUUUUAUGAGAUAAUGGCACUUUGCCUGUGCUUGUACCAACAGCAUCAUCAUACUCAUUCAAUGAGUUUGUGUCAUAGUUUAGGCUAAAAGCAUUCUCUUCAGUCGACACAUUCCAUUCCAUUCCAUACAUUCACAUUCCAUAAACUCAUGUGCAUUUGGCCCUCGUGCCAAAUGCAUUAGAUUGACUCCUUCGCAUUCCAUUCUUUUUUUGGCAAUGUGGUCAUUUUCAUAUUUUUUUACAUUUUAAUUUUGUUGCAAUGUUUUAACAUUUGACUGGAUUUGAAUUUGUUAUUAUAGCCAGAGGCUUUAAAGAGUUUGAAUGUCAACACUGUUGACAGUUCAUUAUUUUCAGUAAUUUGCUCUUUGCAAAUACUCUGCAGUGCAUUCCCUUGCUGCUUUUUUUUUUUUUAAGUGGUGCUGUUCUGUGGAGCAGCGUAUUGAAUUUUAUUCAUGGUCAAGUUUUCAGUGCUCCUUUUUUCCAGUCAUAACUUUUCGUGGGGUAACACUUUACUUUACGUCGGCAUCAUACGUAUGACAUAACAGUGCCAUAUCACAGUCAUGUAUGUGUCAUAACCAUUAUGUCAAUGUUAUAAACAUUUUAUGACUUUGUCAUUAAGUGACAGAAGGUUAUGGUAAACACAGGCCUAACAAUGUCAACUUUUCAUGAUUAUGACUCAUCUAUGACUGUCAUGACACUGUUUUGACACUAUUAUGACACUGUUAUGUCAUACAUAUGACACCAGCGUCAAGUAAACUGAUUACAGUAUGAUGUUGUAUGGGUAUAGAAUAUUGAUACCUGAAGUCAUACGUCCUGCUGUUACCCCAAUGUUCAACAGUGUUCUCUGCUGGUUAAGGUUAUGUGUGGGCUAGUUCUCAUAUGUUUUAUGUUUAAGUUAAAUGACAGGUUUGGGUGUGAACAUGGCCAUGUUAUUGCUUAUAAAUCAAUUUGUGUUUUCCGCCAGGUGAUUUGUGCUCACCUGUCUGCAAUAGUCGUAAGAAGGAACAUCAUUCAUUAGGUUUAGUAUGCACACACUGUAAAACAUUGCUAGCCAGUUCAACAUAAAAAGGUACUGUAAGUUGCCCAGCUGCCUGAAGUUUUUGACAGGUAACUUAACUUGAGGAGUAACUCAACUCCAGGCUUUCUCAAGUUGAGUUAACUUAUACACUUAAGGCAGCAGGACAACUUACUUUUUUACGUUUAGAGUACAGUGCACUGAGAGUGACAAGUGUGGGCCAUCUCAUCCUUUUUUAACAAACCCCCUUUUAAACACUCCUAAAACUGUUUCCAUCGGAUCCGUCUUUUGUUUCUCACCGAUGUAUGAUUGUUUAUUUUUGUUCUGUUAUAGAUUGAUGAUUCAUGUGUGUUAAUAGUGUGUUUGUGUUUGUUUAUAUGGUAAUGUUACCAAAAUGAUGUUUUUCAGGUCAGGAUGACUGGCCAUGACACAAAACAUCCUCGUUAACUUACUAAAAUGUGACUCCCUACUUCAACAUUUUAAAGUAAUCUCAAUGUUGGAGUUGGUCCCUCGGUUAUGAGUUUAUAACAGAGUUUAAUCCUGAUGUGCUUUGAAUGUAGGGUGGGAAGGGAGGGACUCCAUCAGCAGGUUGUUUGGUUAAAGAUUGCUUGAAUGCAAAUAAAAUUCAGUAACACUUUACUUGACGCAAGCAUCAUAUGUAUGACAUAACAGAGUCAUCAUAACACAGUCAAGCAUAUGUCUUAAAGAAUAUGUCAAUGUCGUCAUUACGUGAAAUACGGCUAUGGUAAAGACAGCCCUAACAAUGUCAACUUUUUUUGACCAUAAAACGUUCAUGACA
This is a messenger RNA of Engraulis encrasicolus (European anchovy), 2961 nucleotides long. Its product is annotated as protein CutA homolog. Gene Ontology annotation, molecular function: copper ion binding. The transcript has 7 exons. NCBI's taxonomy places the organism in Eukaryota, Metazoa, Chordata, Actinopteri, Clupeiformes, Engraulidae. The record is from RefSeq and is a predicted model, not a curated record. Bases 223 to 747 code for a protein of 174 amino acids. Gene Ontology annotation, biological process: response to metal ion.